CCCCCUAGUGGAAGGGGGAUGGGGUGGAUGACAGUUGGGUCUAGCUAGUUUACUAGCUCUGAACAGUCAAAAUUUGUUGUUUUCAUCUUUUUUUCAUUGUUUGACACGUGACUGGUGGCAGUUAUUGGUAGUAGGAGGGCUUAAUAAUGGCGGAAAACAGAAAGAACGAUGAUAGCGACAAGGAUAAGGCGGAUAAGGCGAAGAAACCGCGUCCGGAGCCCAAUCCGGCAGAAGAGUCUAUUACAAUCAGGGACCUCGCAAAUGCAGCCACUGACUAUGGACUGGAGGGUCGUAUGGCCAAUGCUCAAGAUCCGCGAGUUAAUGCCCUGAGGCUGUCCGAGCAGAAUCAGGCAGAGCGUCGGGCGUCACAGGGUUCGAGGCGACCUUCGGAUGCAAAAAAGCAGCCAGUGACCAUACCAUCACAGAGAGAGUCGGGGGCAACAGGAGCAGAAGAACAAGUGCCAGCGAAUGCAGCUAUUAAUUAUGGUCUGGAGGAUCAUAAAGCCAAUCAGCAGGAUCCGCGGGUGGAGGGAAUUCGGCAUAAUCAACUGAAAUCGAGAGGAAAUAGUGAUAUGGCACUCCACCGGACACAUGCACCAACAUCUGUGCCACCAUCGGCGCCCGUAACGCCGCCCACUUUAGCGGCAACCUCGAAACCGACCUCUAAUCAUGCCCUGUAUGGAACCGUGCCACGUACCUCACCGCCGCCUGUGUCAUCAACUGCUGCUGCACCAUCCCCGGCUUCACCUAGACCAACCUCUCUCGGCGCGGGUGAGAAUGCCACAUCAGGGCCUCCGCCACCGGCCCGUCCGCAAGAUGUACCCAUGCCACCGCCAACAAUGUACACACCUCCUCGAGGGGAAACGCCGCCAGCUGUCGCCAGUUCCAUUCCUAUUGGCCGACCAGUCGAACCAGCCCAAACAAAAACGACCGAGGAUCAACCCGAUGGUUGUUGUAGUAAACUCAUAAACACCGAUGUCACAUUUGAUCCGUCUAAGGAUUUUGCCUGUAAAACCACGAACACAGCACCCGAUACCACGGGUGUGCUCUAUUCCGAUCUGGAGACCGAUGGCAGCGAUUCGCGGGAUACCCCGCGUACCGAAAUGCAAACCACUCAGACCACGCACCUCGAUUUGGAUGAUUGCUUCGAACUGGCCAUCCGGACGGUAAAGCAAGCCGGUGCCCUAACUCUGGAGGCAAAUAAACAGAGAUUAGAAUACACUACCAAGCAGCACGAACACGAUUUGCUUACGACCACCGACAAUGUGGUGGAGCAUAUGAUAAUGGCGGCGAUAAUGAGACGAUAUCCGGAUCACAAAUUCAUUUGCGAGGAGGCAGUGUCGCAAACGGAAACAGGCCAAGUCGAGUUGACAAAUACUCCAACCUGGAUAAUUGAUCCCAUCGAUGGCACUAUGAAUUUUGUCCAUCAUUUUCCCUACUAUUGCAUUUCUGUGGCUUUGCUGGUUGACAAGGAGACUGAAUUUGGCAUCGUGUAUAAUCCACCGAUGAAGGAUUGUUACAGUGCCCGUCGUGGGAUGGGGGCCCAUCUGAAUGGCGAUCCUAUUGUGACCAGCGGGCAAUUGAAAUUGGAGCAUGCCAUGAUCUUGCAGGAAUACUCCUCGGGCAUGAACGAUACCCGCAAUGUGGUUGUAAUGGACAACGCCAAGAAGCUGCUGAAGAAGACCCAUGCCAUGCGUUCGAUUGGGUCGUCGGCAAUGGGCCUGGCCAUGAUUGCAUCCGGGGUCGCCGAUGGUUUCUACUACUUUGGCUUGCACAUCUGGGAUAUGGCCGCUGGCAAUCUUUUGGUAACUGAAGCUGGGGGCACUGUCAUUGAUCCCAAUGGCGGAGAAUUGGAUAUUAUGUCGCGUCGCUGCCUGGCAGCGGCGACAGAACCUCUGGCUAGGGAGCUAGCUGCCGAAUUAAUUCAGAAUUAUCCAUCGCCACGUGACGAUCAGCCCAAAUCGGUGAAUCCAAAUGAAUAUCUUCCUGGCGGCGAGAGAAAAGACUUCAAUGCCCAAACCGAGUUCACCGACUCUAGCGAAUCCUUGGUAACGGAGGAAUCGGCUAAGGAUGAUCCUAAUAAAAAGGAUACCAAUCCGGACAAGGCGAAGGACAAGAAGAAUGACGAUAAGGAAAAUGCCAAUAGCUAUGACAAAAAAAAUGACAGGGAUAAGGACGACAUGGACAAUAGUAGAAGAAGCAAAAGAACUCUGGGCUCUCGAGAAGCUAAUGCGACUCUGGGGCCAAAUUUCAUCCAAUAACUGCUUACCAACAAGUUCAAUUCUAAAUUAAAGUUUAAGUAACCCAA
This is a messenger RNA of Drosophila willistoni, 2308 nucleotides long. RefSeq lists its product as uncharacterized. Gene Ontology annotation, molecular function: inositol monophosphate 1-phosphatase activity. The record is from RefSeq and is a predicted model, not a curated record. The coding region runs from base 147 to 2261 and encodes 704 amino acids. The transcript has 3 exons. Gene Ontology annotation, biological process: phosphatidylinositol phosphate biosynthetic process; inositol metabolic process; signal transduction. NCBI's taxonomy places the organism in Eukaryota, Metazoa, Arthropoda, Insecta, Diptera, Drosophilidae.